This is a messenger RNA of Exophiala mesophila, 1376 nucleotides long. RefSeq lists its product as uncharacterized. The coding region runs from base 253 to 1086 and encodes 277 amino acids. Lineage: Eukaryota; Fungi; Ascomycota; Eurotiomycetes; Chaetothyriales; Herpotrichiellaceae. The record is from RefSeq and is a predicted model, not a curated record. The transcript has 2 exons.
GAGGCGUGGCUGGAUUUUGUCGCGACUCUCCUCAUGAACCACUGCAACAUCAGCCGGUCUGUUGAACUGUUGGUCCCUUCACCGUCACUCCUUCAGUCGUUAUUGUUUCUCACUGCAUUUAACCAAGUCGUUCAUUACUCCGUACUCAUAUACGAGACAGUCGCCAUCGCCUGAGCGCGUUCCUUCCGUCGUCGUCAUCAUCGUCGUCACCACCUUCCCACAUUACAAACUUUGAUCGCUCCUGCUAUCAAAAUGCAUUCCAUCUUGUUGGGCUUCGCCGUGACUGGCUUGGCUUCGUUUGCUCAUGCAUACACCAAACCCACCACCAACACCUGGGGCCCGCUGUUGACUCCAGACUUGACCAGCCCCGUGACUCAAGGCGAGACGUACAAGGUCACAUGGGAUCCAGAAGACCAUGAUACCGACGGAGUCACUGUCAGUCUCGUCCUCUGCCAUGGCCCCUCGUCCAACUGCGUUCCCUUUGACGAUGCCAUUGUUGAAGGGGUUCCUGCGGCCAGAAAGUUCUUUGAUUGGACCGUCCCUUCGGAUCUGGCUCCUGGUAAACAGGCCACCGACACCGGCUACGGCAUGUUGAUCAUUGUCGACGGCACGGGCGAGUUCCAAUACUCAACUCAAUUCUCCGUUUUGGCUGGCAAGGGCAGUUCCGACACCACAUCAUCAUCCAAGCCCUCAACCACAUCGGCUCCUGUUUCCUCCUCGACUAAUAGCGGCAUCAUUCUUGAACCCCCAGUGACUACAAACUGGGACAAGACUACCACCGCUUCCACCGACGUUCCACAUGGUCCGACCAAGUCUUCUGCAGAACCCUUGACGACAGCUUCUGGUGGUCCACCAGGGCCCAAGCCCACCGGGGAUUCCUUCACUUACGAUGGGACCACCUACACCACCUUCACCCCAGUGGCCACCACAUCAAUGGAUGUGACUGCUGCGGGCGCUACAAGUGGCACCACGACUGCGACUGCAUCUCAGGUUUCUGCAUCUUCCUUCGAAGGCGGUGCCCCCAGACUCGGUUCCAGCAUGGCUGGUCUCAUGGCUGUCGCUGGAUUUGCUGUGUUGGCAUUGUAAGGAGUGUCGGAUGCAGAGCAGAGCACAAUUGGGCCAGGUUCGAAAUUGAUAAUGACAUUAAUUUAGCCAUGGACUUGCGAAGUCGUUGCUCGAGGAUGGUUGGAUCAACUGGACGUAGUCACGACAGCUUGUCUGACCAUGGUCCAGACGGUUGGAGCAUAGAUGUCAUCUUCAUAGCGUGCAUAUGUAUAAUAACAGAUCCUUGUUGGGAUGACUUUGAUAUCUACAGAUAAAUCCGAGAAUAUAGAGGUUAGAUCUGGCAUCUAAUAGCGUCCACUUGUCGGGACGAU